UAAACAAACAAGCCAACCAUAAUGUCCCUGGGACUACUCGGAGCUUAUGUCUCCGGCAGUGAGACUGAAAGUGAAAGUGACCAAGAUCAGGAGUUGGAACCAAAGACUGAGCCGAAAUAUGAACCUUUGGAGGCUCUAAGCAAUCCUUUCGGAGCAGGAGGAGCCGCAGCAAUUAUUCCUAAACCGUCAUUCAUGCAAGAGCAGCAGCAGAGGGUGGCGGGGGUUAAGUGUGAUAAUUCAGUAUUUAGCAAUCCAUUCAGGGACAAGGAAGAGAAGAAGAAAGCCAUCCUGGAGCAGCACGUGAACAUGACAAAGAGGCAAGAGGAGAUGAAGAUGAUCGACGGGAAAAAGGUGUGCUGGAUGUACAGGAAGGGGAGGUGUAGGCAGGGGUCAAAGUGCUCCUUUGCGCAUGACAACGACGUAAAAACUGAUCGUGUUGUAGAGAUUAAAUACGAUGCUGAUUCCCAGAUCUCAAAUAAUAAAUCUGCUAAGGGAGCUGUGCAGCAGAUCCGACUGAACCCGGUCCAGGAGAGGGAUAUUUCUCCACCUAAAGAGGAUGAAAUGAUGGUUCGGAAGAAGCGUCCUGGGCUUAGCCAGGGUAUUGUCCCAAGCAAGAAGGCGAUGGCGUUCCACAACAAAGUUUACAACAAUCCGUAGUACCACCAAACAUUCAUAGGAUACGGACAAUACACUGGGGAGGGAUAAUUGUAAAAGCAUUAAAGGGACUGUAAGCGUGAUUUCAAAUGACACUCUAUUUCUAUUCUACGUUUGAUUCACAACGGUACCCUUCAAACAUUUUCCCGAGCGGAUAUUAAAGUUAUCUGCCUUAAAGUUGAUUAUUUUCAAAUUAUGGUUCUCUAUUUAAAUUACUUGCGGAUUUGUCCAAUGGGAGAGGAAGAGUCAGAAUGCUAAACGAUACCUUCCUCCUUGUUGCUCAGUUGGAGGUGUAAAGUGUACCGUUGUGAAUCGAGCAUGGUCCUCUUCAAACUGAAAGGCAUUUGAAAUUGCACGAAAGUUUCUUCAAGACUUGAAGAAUUUGUUUUUUUCUUAAACGCUGUUAUGUUAUUUUGUUGUUGAAGUUUGGCUAUAUUUUGAAUUAGGGGGAGGGCUGGGGAAUGGGAAUGCAAGUAUAUGGAAUGUGUAUGAAUUUGACUUGUUUUAAGCUUGUAGAAAUUUUGCAAACACUUAUUUUUAUUUUAGAAUAAA
This is a messenger RNA of Eurytemora carolleeae, 1206 nucleotides long. RefSeq lists its product as uncharacterized. NCBI's taxonomy places the organism in Eukaryota, Metazoa, Arthropoda, Copepoda, Calanoida, Temoridae. Bases 22 to 657 code for a protein of 211 amino acids. Gene Ontology annotation, molecular function: metal ion binding. The transcript has 3 exons. The record is from RefSeq and is a predicted model, not a curated record.